Molecule: messenger RNA, 1450 nt
Organism: Pocillopora meandrina
Lineage: Eukaryota; Metazoa; Cnidaria; Anthozoa; Scleractinia; Pocilloporidae
Source: the annotation of a GenBank genome assembly
AUGGUGCAAAAGACACAACGGCGCAGAACACAACGCUACCACAUUCGGAAAGCAAGACAAGUUGUGAUAGCAGCCCUAGAGGAAAUUGCACCUGGGAACGCUGAAAUCCUCUUGAGUAAACUAGUGAUAUCAAACGUCGUCGCACUGACAGAGAACGAAGUUGACUUAACGCUUGUUGACGCCUUAGCAGAAUGCUACAAGAGUGCGAGCCACUGGAGCACACGAAGGCAAAUCCUAUCCAUUAUUGCUGACAAAGUUAUCUAUCGAACGUUACAGAGUUGGAUUCCUGGUCUAACACGAUAUAGAUAUAAUGUCGCCAGGCAACACGCUCACAUGUAUGAAGGAGGUGCUGAAGUUGAAACUCGUAGUGUGCCGAGAAUGUAUGUCUCAGCCUCACAGCUCGACCACUUCCUUGACUUCAUCACAAGUGAGCACAAUGUCCAAGAACUUCCAUUUGGUGAACGGACAUUGAAAUUAUCAUCCGAAAAGAAAAUAAUAGUACUCAAUGUGGUAAGAAAGGUCAUCCCAGAGCGAGUUAUUCAACAGUAUAACCUGUUUUGCACCGAGACGGGUUUUGCUCCGAUGGGACGCAGCACCCUUCAUAACAUUCUAGAUGUGUGCUCUGCUAGUGUAAGGAACUCAUUACAGGGACUCGAUUACUUUACAGCGCAAGGCACACAGGCUUUUGAUGAUUUAGAGAGUGUUGUCGAUAAGCUCGGAGAAGACUGUGGGAUGGGCUCAUCCUGGGUGAAAGAAAAGAAGGAACAGCUCAAGGAAGGAAAGAGAUAUCUGAAGAGUGAUUACAAGGUACCAUUAUUAUCCCUAUUAUCAUUAUGAUUAUCAUUAUUACAAUUAUUACGAUCAUAACACUAAAAAUAAUCGAGUGUGCUUCAUCAGUUCUUAUCACAAUACAGAGAUAUGAAUUAUUAAUAAAUACAUGCAGCUAGACAUGGACCAUAGUCAUUUUCAUACCUUCCAAUUCGAGAUUUUUGUUUUCAAUUAAUAGGUACACAUUUCAACGAGCUCAAGUGUACCAGACCAUUGUCGAGCCUACGCGCUAAGUUGUCCAGACGACACAGACUACCUUAAAAUUUGCCAUCACAACCACAACCACACAUGCGACCGGUGUUCUCGUCUUACAUCUGUUGUUGCUGAAAUCGAGAGAGCUGUACAGGAAGUGGGAGGUACAACCGAUACGAAAGGAGAUUUGGCCUUUGUGACUUUACAGUCCAAACAAUACAUAAAUUCUUGGAAAUCGCACUUACUGCGUUCAACAAACCAGAACGAGUCUAGAUUAGACGUCAUCGAUGAGCUGGCUGAAACUUCUGUCUUACUGGUCUUAGACUGGGCUAUGAAAUAUCUACCAAAGAAAUUCAGGGAGAGCCAAACAGACCGGUUUGGCAAGAGAGGUCUGCCAUGGCAUCACAGUUGCGACGAGAAAGGGAAAUGA